Molecule: messenger RNA, 1654 nt
Organism: Danaus plexippus (monarch butterfly)
Lineage: Eukaryota; Metazoa; Arthropoda; Insecta; Lepidoptera; Nymphalidae
Exons: 8
Coding region: 55-1185 (376 amino acids)
Source: RefSeq, a predicted model, not a curated record
GCCCGCGCAAGGUCAAGCGCUAGAGUCAUUGCUCUCGCGAUACAUCGGUACAAAAUGGUUAAAAUAUUAUUUUUCACAUCUCUUUUAUGUCUAACGGCUAACGCUUUGGGCAGCAGCGAUGACAAAUUUUUCAAAAAAUACGCCAUGAUGAAGAUUUACGAAAGUUGCUUUGGGCCCGAAGUAGUCAAGCAAAUAAGAAAAGAAAUGAAAGAUGCGUAUGCAAAAUGCUCAUCACCGCCAUCUAUGGAGGAGGCGCCGAACCAACAAGACAUUCCAUCAGCCUUGUUCGGAAAACUGCCGCCAGGGUUCGCUAUAGAUCCAAGUUCACAAACUAUCACUAAGCCGCUAGAUGGCCCAUUACAUAGUAAUGAAAAUGAGUUACAAAAGCCAGACCUUGGACAAAUUGGAGAAAAACUUGGUGCUGCCAUGGAUAAUAUAUUCCCUUUCAGACCCACUCAAAGACCACCCUUCCAGCCCCCGUCUCCAUACCUGAUACCCGGUGGUCAGUUCCGUCCGUUCAGCCCUCCGUACUACCAAUUCCCGUUUAAUCCCAUGUACUAUCCCCCUGCACCUCAAUACAACCCCUUCGCAUACCAACAGCAGCCUUUCCAACAACAAUACUUCCCACAGCCGUUGAUUGGAAACAGCAGGAUGUCGAGGGACCUAAAUCUCCGUGAUCGAUUGGAGUUGAUCUCCCGAGGUCCGAACGCGGGUCGCGUAAGGAACAUCACGUGUGUGAUGCAGGAACUGGGUUACAUUGACCACAACCUGGAGCCCAACUACGAUCAGAUCACCCAGCGCAUCAACAACCUCCCAGUAUCCAGUGAACUCAAAGGUGACAUCCAAGACGGUCUACAGUUCUGUCAGAAAUUCUCGCAAUGCGUGCCAGAUUCAAAGCGAGACGUGACACCGCUGUGGCAGGAGCUGAUCAAACCGAUGUUCUUCUUCCGGUGCUACAAGCACAAGAAGUUAGAGGCGUGCAUCAUGAAAGACAUCAGGGAGCGAUUCGCUGGUGAAGACGACCUGGACACUGAAAGUGGAUUUAGGUCUCUCUCGAGGGCCGCGAGGUCUCUCCGCGAAGAACCAAUAAGCGACCCUCGAUUGGAAGCGCUGGAUGAGAUGGCGGUGUACUUCUACGACUACCUCAGUGGAGGGAGCGGUCUAGACUACGAUCUAUACUUGUAAUAAAACAUUCACUCUCAUUCACUUCCGUUCAAUUCCAUUCGAUUCCAUUCAAUCCGUCUUUUAUAGAUAAUAAAUCUAAUAAGUCUGAUGAUAUUUAUUAUUAUUGUUUAGAAUAAUCUAGUUUUAGUUAUUUUGCUCAGUAGUUUUUAAUCUUGCCAUUACAUUUUUAAUCAGUCUCUGGCGUCAUUUUGGUAUGGAUUCGAGGGUGGUUUGCUACUGUUGUACAAUUAAUUUAUGUUUAUUUUUUUUCUUUUCUUGAUACGUCUAACAAUUGUACAUCGAGCAGCAAACACAGUUCUUGUCCAUGAAGCUGUUUAUAACAAGCUUUUUCGACAACAACCCUUUUUUAAUAGUUUUUUUUUUAUAAUUUUUAUAGAUUCACGGGAUUUAGCAACUGCAUUUAUUAUAUUUAAUACUAGUUGUAAGUUAUUGUUAGGUUAGCUACGAUGAAUAAAAAUAUUUUUCUUUC